AUGGGGAGUCUUGCGGAAAACAUCGGAAAAUCCCUCAGCAAGCUCCAGGUUGUUGAAUUGCAUCCAUACUUCGGCGCUGAGAUCUCGGGAGUUGACGUGUCGAAACCUAUACCAAACGAUGUCUUCGAGGACAUUCUUGCAUUAUCCGCGAAGUAUGGCGUCCUUGUCUUCCGUGCUACCGAUCUAGAUGACUCCAGUCAUAUCAAGCUCGCUCGUCGCUUUGGGCCCAUCUUAAACAUGAGUCAGGUGCUUGCAGGUCAAAAAACACGGCUCGGUACUUAUGAGCUUGCCGACCUGAGUAAUGUCGACAUAGAGACUGGAGAACCUGUGGCAGUCAAAGGACCCAAUGACCGCAUCGCUUCAUUCUUACAUGCUGAUCUUGCCUACAGCCAGCAGCGUGCAUCAUGGAGCCUCCUAAGAGCCUAUGAGAUCCCGCCACUAGGUUACGGCGGCGACACAAUUUUUGCCGACACUAGAAAAGCGUUUGAAGACUUGAACGAAAUUGAGCUGGGCUUGAAAGAGAAGCUGCUGUCAAAAAACUAUGUUGGUGCUCACUCCUGGCAGCAUUCCCAGAAAACGAGCAACCCGGACAUAUUCAAAGACUUAGACCCCUCGGCCUACCCUAUGGCUAAGCAUCCUCUAGUUGAGCUCCAUAAGCCGUCCAACAGAAUGAACUUAUACAUAGGAGUGUAUUUGCACCAUAUCGAGGGUGCGACCGAUCAGGAGGACGAGAUUGUGGGGCUCCAGCACACGCUCCUGCAGCACGCCACUAAAUCGAAAUAUCAGCUCAACGUGGAAUGGCGUAACCCAGGAGAUUUGGUUAUAUGGGAUAAUAGGCACGUCAAAACUGUCGAAGGAGGGGUUCUUGAUAAUAAUUACGUUACUGAUUUCUUCGGCAGAACGGUCAUGCACAAGGCCGGCCCUAGAAUUCACGCUGGAAAGUUCAAGAGGGAUUUAAGACGUGCAACUGUACUGGAAGUUUGA
Molecule: messenger RNA, 984 nt
Organism: Colletotrichum spaethianum
Lineage: Eukaryota; Fungi; Ascomycota; Sordariomycetes; Glomerellales; Glomerellaceae
Product: alpha-ketoglutarate-dependent 2,4-dichlorophenoxyacetate dioxygenase
Exons: 2
Coding region: 1-984 (327 amino acids)
Molecular function (GO): oxidoreductase activity
Source: RefSeq, a predicted model, not a curated record